Molecule: messenger RNA, 2572 nt
Organism: Pocillopora damicornis (cauliflower coral)
Lineage: Eukaryota; Metazoa; Cnidaria; Anthozoa; Scleractinia; Pocilloporidae
Product: F-BAR and double SH3 domains protein 2
Biological process (GO): regulation of actin filament polymerization; neuromuscular synaptic transmission
Cellular component (GO): neuromuscular junction; recycling endosome
Molecular function (GO): protein binding
Source: RefSeq, a predicted model, not a curated record
AUGACAACACAAAAUCAGUCCCAGAAGAAGAUCAAAAUUUUACAACUUCUUCGCGCGAUUCAAGCCGAACAGCUUUCGAAAUUGCAGCAAAAGUAUCAACUGGAACAAGAUCUCCUUGAAGAUGUCAGAACCUACACAAAGCAGAGGUCCAUGAUCGAGAGAGAUUAUGCACAGGCAUUACAAAAACUCAAUGCCCAAUUUCUUCAGAAGAAAGAGCUGACUGCAGAAGAUUUAACAGGAGAAAAUGGAAACAAAACCCCCCAUGGAGUCUGGAAAUGUUUGCUUGAUGAAUCAGAGAAAAAGGCCAAACAACGGCUGGCCAUGUCAGAAGAACUUCAGGGGCAGAUGGGUGAAAGUAUGAAGACUCUUAAGUCAAACAAAGUGCAAGUUUUUAAGAAGUGUCAAGAACUUACUCAAAAAAUUCAUGAGGAGCUUUUUGAGACUGUGCGUGAAUUAUCCAAAGCUAAAAAGGCUUAUGAGGAAAUGGAAAAGUUGGCCCAGGUAGCACGGGAACAAGCAGCAGAUGCAGAAGACAAGCUUAAAAAGAAAAAUGUGAAGUUUUUCCAGUCCAAGCAAUCAUUGGAGAAAAAUUUAAGCAAGAGCUCCAGUCGACGUGAGAUAUGCGAAAGAAGGACAGCAAUGGCUAGAAACGACUACAUCCUAUCACUUGCUACAGCUAAUGCACACAUGACAAGAUACUUCUGCAAGGAUUUACAAGAAAUAAUGUCUACACUAGAAGGGGAUUUGUUUGACCAAAUGAGGGGAUUCCUCACUACUCUUGGCCAAGUUGAAGUAGAUGCAAGUAGGGCUGCAAUAACAGGUUUUGAAACUGUGGUCUCUAAUGCCAAAACAAUAAACAGAGAUAUAUCUCUUCAAUCAUUUUUAACAAAAAACAAAGUAUUUUCAGAAGUUGUUCAAUAUGAAUUUGAAUCCUGCAAAAAUGAUAAGGUAAGACAGCUAACACUUGAAAAAAAUGCUGGCCUUGCACUCAACAAAGAUGCAAGAAAGUUGGCUAUGAGACUAGCAAAGGAUCAGAUGGCCUUGAAGACAAAGGUCAAGCAACUCCAAGCUGUUAAAAAUGGUGAAGAUGCAACCUUGCAAUCUGCGGGAGAAGGAAAUCAAGAGGUUGAACAGAGUCCAGAGAUGCUGAAGGAGAGUAUUAGACUAAUUGAGACAAGCAAGUUAAAAACAGAGGCAUGUUUGGAAGUCUUGCGAGAGGCUGGAGUUAAUGUGGAUGAAUGGAUGAAGAGUGCUAAUUCAUUGUCUCCAAAUGACAUGGAUACUGAUUUUCUUGGAAGUGACAACUCUUUGAACUCAUUCAAUGAUGAUUUUGGUGACACAUUUGAUGAUGAUUGGGAAGAUCUUGACGACAAUUUCACAGCAGAUGACUCAUCAGAUGAAGAUGCACAAAGUGUCUCAUCCAACUGCUCUAUCCCACUUUCUUGCAUUGCCUUGUACAACUAUGAGGCAACAGAUUCUGAUGAACUGUCCAUUACAGAGGGAGAGGAACUAGAAAUCUUAGAAAAAGAUGGUGAUGGGUGGUGCAAGGGUAGAAACAAAACAGGCAAAGUAGGAUAUUUCCCUGAGUCAUAUGUUGAAGUUGGAUCAACAGCCAAUAAUUCUGCCAAUCAGAUCACAGCUGGUAGCUCUCACACAGAUGGCCAUCAUCAACUGGAUGGGUCACCAUCUAGUGUUUCAAGCCUAGCACAAGCACUGUCUGCCUCAACAGCAAAAAAAUAUGCUUGUUACGUCAGAGCAUUAUAUGAUUAUGAGGCAAUGAGUGACGAGGAGCUAUCAUUCAAAGAAGGUGAUAUCAUUGGAGUGUUACAGAAAGAUGACAACAAUGUUGAUGAUGGAUUCUGGUAUGGUGAGUUCCAGGGAAGGAAGGGUGUUUUUCCAUCCCUUGUGGUGGAAGACUUACCAGAUGGAUUCCAAACAACAGACACAAACAUGAAUGUAACAGACUCCUUGCCAACAACUUCAUCCAGUAACACUAGAGCUGGAGAUUAUGUAACAUUGCCAUUAGAGUACAAGGCUAGUACUGCACCAUCUGUGCUAAGUGCAUUACAACCUGUGAGAAAAGCCCCACCACCCCCUACUGCUUCUCCGCAAAUCCCAAGGAGCACAACUAUGGCCACUGGAGGUGGGAGAGCUUUACUACCACCUACUGAUCGCCAAAGAGCAAGAACUGAGAAUUCUACUUCUAUGAAAAAACCAGAUACUUCAGCUUUUUCAAAGAGUUUGUCACAGAAUCCAUCACUUCAGUCAAAACUGUAUGAAAAUAUAAAUCAGUUGGCACCUUCCUCAUCAAAGCCUCCUGAUUAUGUCAAUGUCACAGAUCUUCCAUCAGCAAGAAGGAAUGGUCCAUCCUCAUCAGGAAAUAGUUCUCUAAGUGCCCCUAAGCCUAUGGCCAGAUCUCGUCGACCAGCCCCACCCCCAAAGCCUCCUCCACCAACUGCUGCCAGCAGAUCUGUACACAGAUCACAAUCUUAUGUUUAAAAUUUUUCAUCUUGAGAGAGAUAAAACUGGCCUCUUCGAGGUUUCCAAAGGAGAAGGCAACUGUUGAUCUUAA